AUGGUGGAAGCAGACGCUCCCUUAGACCCUGAGCGAGUGCUUUCCGAUACAGGGAUCGAAACCCUUGGAACUUCAAGAAGAUUAGGGGAAGAAAAUGCGAUCUGCCGCCACGAAGCCUGGAUUGAAAGAGCGAAGAAACACCAAUGAAAUCGAUAUCAGUGCCUGUGAAUCCUACGGCGAAUCAGAGAAAAUCGGGCAAGUAACCCUAGAUAGAAGGAAGAGGAGCGACGGGCCGACCCCUAGAGCCGGCGAAAUCCGAACUCAAUGCAACGCGACGUCGAAAACCCUAGCAAUGUGACCCAAAUCAUGAUCCCGAAAAAACCAGGAAUCCGACCAGGAAGAGAGAUGAGACGGCGGAGACUUACCGAGGUUCAGAUCGACGGGGAAGGACGCGAGAGGUCCCCGCGCGGAGGAGGCGAACCGUCGGGUAAAGCCCGGACUGGGAGCGCGCCAAGUUCUGAAAUUCGGAACGUGGAAGAGAAAGGGGGGGAGAGGAGUGUUUAAGGCAGAAUGGGGGAGGGGGGGGGGAGUGACCCGAUCUGUAAGAGGAAAGCGGGGAUUUUGCCGCAGGGGCCCCCAAAUUAUCAUUUUUCGGAAUCAUUUUUGCGAUAAAAAAAACUAAUUUUCAUCUGAAGAGGACAUGAAGCCAUAAUUAGCUGCCAUUUCCUAAAGUUUAGCCAUCAGGUCGUUGAUUUGGAGUCUAACUCUCUCUUUAGUUACCAAUCACCUGGACCUUGCCCCUGGCCCAUUAUCCAUCUAGGUUGCGGCUUGAGGCCUAGAACAACUCCCUCCUCUCUCACAUUCUCUCUCCCUCUCUCCCCUCUCUCUCUCUCUCUCUCUCUCCCCUCCCCCCCCCCCUCUCUCCCUCUAUCCUCCCUCUCUCUCUUGACUGAUUUUGAUUUGCAGUCUAAAUCUCUUUAAUUACAACCACCUGGACCUUGCCCCUCACACUGGCCCAUUAUCCAUCUAGGUUGCGACUUUGGGCCAAGAACAACGUCUCUCUCUCUCUCUCUCUCUCUCUCGCACCGGCCCAUUUAUCAAGCUUUCGAUGAGGUCGUUCGGCGUAGAGAGCAGUUUCCCACCAAUUGCAUCGCGGUCCCCGUGAUCGUAUGGAUGCGCGUAGCGUUUCCCACCAUACAUUUUUUUAUCAGACGACCAAUUUCCAUGGUUCAUUAUCGUCUCUUUCUGGACUGCACGAACAUUGAAGUCGACGCCCUCGGCUGAUGAAGCGUAGACACACCACCGUCAUCUUUGACGUUGACAGGUCGCCGUUUGACCGCUAUGCAAAUGGUCAAAAAUACCCUCAUCUUCUCAAGUUCAGCUACGCCUCCUCGGAUGCCCUGUACUACUGACAGGGAGAGAAAGAGAGAGAGGAAGAAAUAGAUAUAUAGAUAGCAAUAGAGAGGGAAGGAGGAAGAAAUAGGUAG
Messenger RNA from Spirodela intermedia, 1427 nucleotides. Lineage: Eukaryota; Viridiplantae; Streptophyta; Magnoliopsida; Alismatales; Araceae. The record is from the annotation of a GenBank genome assembly.